Amoebophrya sp. A25 is the source of this 2579-nucleotide messenger RNA. The record is from the annotation of a GenBank genome assembly. NCBI's taxonomy places the organism in Eukaryota, Dinophyceae, Syndiniales, Amoebophryaceae.
GCGCUGAACGUCUUCAAGUCCCUUCGCGGCAGCGACUGGUACGCAGCCGUCAACCUGGACCGCGACGAUCUGACGAGAACGGGUGUGUCAAACACCGUUGGCCGCUCCCACAAUUUUGAUUCCGCGUUCUCCGCGCAGUGGAUGCUUUGUCUCCUCCUGUCGUCUUCCUUGCUGCUGAACACGAACCCGGGUCCGUGGUGCGACCGUGCUUGGGGACGUCUUCUUCAUCAUUUCACGAGGAAACCCUCCACCUCGUCCUCUCCUGCGGCCGCGGGGCCACCGUCGUCCACGAAAUCAUUUAGUACAACGGCGCCGCACCGUCAAUCCGUCUGGCAGAACUCGCGGUUCAUCCUCGUUUUUUCACUCCUCACAACACCGGUGCUGCUGUCCUUGUGGUACCCAGCGAUGGAGGCGGUGGUGCGGGGAAGCCGUCUUACGGGCAGAGGUACGGGAGUGCAGAAUCAGGGGUUUUUGACCACCGCAGCCUCCGUACCACCGAGAGCAGACUACACAGACGGAGAUCACCAUGUGCCCCGUUUCGAGUACUUGGAAGAGUUGGUCGAGGUCGUGGCGCCGGGUGUGGACGAGGACAUCGAAUUCGAGCAGACGUCCUUCGGUUUGCGGAUUCUGCGAGGACUGAAUUGUCUGUGGAAUAUCAAUUGCGAUAGCGAGCUGUAUUCUCGCUUGUAUGAUGGCGCGGAAUUCCACGGCCCGGGAAUGAGUUUCGCGUUGCUCGCAAAUUCGCGAAAAUUAUUUCGAGUGCCAAUGGCGGAAGCGCGGCCGGACCGGGGCGCGACAGGGGAGUGGACAGCCGUUCGCCUCUCCUUGCCGCUCCUGGCGACGGGAGUUGGGGCACAGGAAUGGCUCGUCCCACGCGAGGAUAGUCCGGCGUCGAAAAUUAUGCGUACACGAACGCUCGGCAGCACGGAGUCCGCAUCCAUGUGCGCAAAUUUUUGUCGCAAUUUGUGGAGUGGGGAACGCGAUGAACAAGGAAUGUUGAGCGAACGACAGGCGGAGGGUCAAAUGAGCAGCAGAAGUGCUACUUCCUACUUCCGUUGCCAGUUCCUCUUCGUGUCUUUUCCCGCACCGCACACCUGCUUUGCGUUCGAAGAUUUUCCGUCCGACUUAUUGUAUCCUGAUGACGUGCAGCACGCUCGUCCGGGUCCAGACACAACAAGUACAAGCUAUCAGGUCGCAAAUGUCGAGUUGCGCCAGUCCUCCACCCAGGGCCCCCUCGCGGGCCAGGUCGACCUCCGCGCGAAAGACGGAGCAAUACUACUUCGAGGAGGAUCCCGGAAUGGAGAUGCGGUCGUGCUGGCGUUCGAAUUAGUUAGGCAUAACGUCUUCGGCCGAGGCGCGGAAGGAAAGACGGAUGCGUCUCCGCCGCUAGCAUUUGCAGCAGUCGCGAUGCUACUCUGGUUGGCAGCCCUGUUUGCAACGCAUUUCCUUCGCAACGUGGUGGAAGACAAGAGGUGGCUGUAGUAGGGACGAGGGGACAGCACGAGCCAAAAAUACGAUGUAAAGCGAGAGAAGUGAGUUGAAUUAUUCAUGUUUCUCAAAGAAUUUUUUUCAAUAAAUAUUAAAUUCUCUCUUAAGACGGUUUUUGCGAAUCGUGGAAGCGUGAGCGCCAUUUUCGCUGCCCCAACAUUUCGCCAGGGCUGCUAUUAGAGCUUCUUAAACGACAUUGUCUAAAAAUCAAGUUCUUCAUCGGCUAACUUUUUUCAAGUUUCUCCCCACCACUUAAGAGCCACACAUCUUUGCAACGGAAAAAACCUAAUCAAUAUACUAGGCUCAAGGGUACCGUUUUUUACCUAACGUUCCUGUAGUUUCUUUUCGUAGUCUUAAAAGCCAUACGACAAACAUUUGCGGAAAAUCCAGAAUAUCAUUGGGCAACUUUUGCAGUAGAACAACAACUCUAAUUAAUUAAUACCAUAUAUAAGGAUUCUUGAGGAGCUUAGAAAAUGGAAGAAGUUAAACUGAAACGGUGUUUACUUAGUUUCAAACUCAAGUGACUCACUGCCAUAACUUAUCGUAUAGAAAUAUCAAGACUAAAGAAUGCAACGCCUCAUGCUAGGCACAUUCAUUCAUUCACCCAUUCAGAGCAUCGUGUCAAGUCAGCGCGCCGCAUAGAAAUUUUCUCACGAUCCUCCACAUUGGUUUAGGCAUGCUGCGCACGACCCCAUGCGCUGUCCAAUCUAUCGGUGAGAAGUGCCGCCAUUUUCGUGGGCCUUACCUUACAUCAAUGAUUCACAUGAUAUAUAUAGAUUAUAUGUAAGUUCUUUAGUAGAAGUCGGUCUUUUCCUAAAGUAAGAUAUGAAUAUUGUACAUUCAAUCAUCAUGUCCUUCGGGUUAGCACCUAGACACCAAAGUCGUUGACAUACUUGAAGAACAGCGCAAAAAGAAAAGAUUGUGGAAAUCAAAAUUAUUGCUGUGAAAAACCUUCGGAGCCGUGCUGAUCAGAGACUUGCGAUCGUAGUAUUCAUUUAUUUUUUUGUCGGCGGGCUUCUUCAGCAAACCAAUCAGCAUUUCGCGCGAUUCAUUGUAUCAGCACGUCUACUCGAGCAGAUGUGGCGGGUGUG